Heterobilharzia americana is the source of this 3491-nucleotide messenger RNA. Lineage: Eukaryota; Metazoa; Platyhelminthes; Trematoda; Strigeidida; Schistosomatidae. The record is from the annotation of a GenBank genome assembly.
AUGGGUUUGGGAAAAACUAUACAGACAAUUGCUUUCCUAUAUUCACUCUACAAAGAAGGUCAUUGUCGUGGUCCGUUCCUUGUUGCAGCACCUCUAUCAACUAUCAUCAAUUGGGAACGUGAAUUUGAAUUCUGGGCUCCAGAUCUUUAUGUAGUCUCUUACAUUGGUGAUAAAGAUUCACGAACAGUUAUAAGAGAACAUGAAUUCUCUUUUGAUGAAGGUGCUGUUCGUGGUGGUGCGAAAGCGAUGCGAAUGAGAACUGGUACUUCAGUUAGGUUUCAUGUACUGUUGACAAGCUAUGAGUUAAUUAGUAUCGACCAAGCUUUGCUGGGGUCUAUAGACUGGGAAGUUCUUGUUGUAGAUGAAGCUCAUCGUUUAAAAAAUAACCAGUCAAAGUUUUUCCGUAUCCUAACAACUUAUAAAAUCGCAUACAAAUUACUGCUAACAGGAACUCCUCUUCAAAAUAACUUGGAAGAACUUUUCCACUUACUUCAUUUUAUGACACCUGAGAAAUUCAAUGAUAUGCAGGGUUUUCUGGAUGAAUUUGCUGAUAUAUCAAAAGAAGAACAAGUAAAGAAGCUUCAUGAUAUGCUUGGUCAACACUUGCUAAGGCGUCUUAAGGCUGACGUGUUACAAAAUAUGCCAUCGAAAGGUGAAUUCAUCGUCAGAGUAGAACUCAGCCCUAUGCAAAAGCGUUACUACAAGUUUAUACUUACUCGUAACUUUGAGGCAUUAAGCUGUCGCAGUGGAGGCUCACAAGUUUCUCUGAUCAAUAUUAUGAUGGACCUUAAAAAGUGUUGCAAUCAUCCAUUCCUUUUCCCGUCUGCUGCAGAAGAGGCACAACGUAUGCCCAAUGGUGCUUAUGAGGGUGUCGGGCUUCGGAAAGGUUCUGGCAAAUUGGAACUGAUGACCAAAAUGUUACGCAAACUGUAUGAGACAAAACAUCGAGUAUUGAUUUUCUCUCAAAUGACGAAGAUGCUUGAUCUCUUAGAAGACUUUUUAGAUUCUGAAGGUUAUAAGUUUGAAAGAAUUGAUGGUGCCGUUACUGGACAGCUUCGUCAGGAUGCUAUAGAUCGUUUCAAUGCUCCAGAUUCACCCUCAUUCGCAUUUUUAUUAUCCACUAGGGCUGGUGGUUUAGGCAUAAACUUAGCUUCUGCAGACACAGUCAUCAUAUAUGAUUCAGAUUGGAAUCCACAUAACGAUAUCCAAGCAUUUUCCCGCGCCCAUCGUAUAGGUCAGUCUAAUAAGGUCAUGAUUUAUCGAUUCGUCACUCGUGGGACAGUUGAAGAGCGUGUCACACAAGUAGCAAAGAAAAAAAUGAUGUUAACUCAUUUGGUUGUUCGUCCUGGAUUAGGUGGUAAAGGAUCAUGUCAAAUGUCCAAAAAGGAGCUUGAUGAUAUUCUUAAGUUUGGAACGGAGGAUUUAUUCAAAGAAGGCGAAGAGAACAUGGAGGAUGAACACACUAUCGUGUAUGAUGAUGCUGCUAUUGAACGCUUGUUGGACCGUAGUCAACAGGGUUUAGAAGAGAAGGCUUUGGAAAUGAACGAUUACCUGACAUCAUUUAAAGUGGCUCAUUAUGAAAAGAAAGGGGUUAUUGAGGAAGACGAAGAGGAAUCAGAAGAUGACGAUGAAAAUCGUGAAGUGAUCAAACAAGAACUUGAUCCGGCGGAUCCGACUUAUUGGGAGAAGUUAUUGCGUCAUCACUUUGAACAGGCACAAGAGGAUCAGGCUCGAGCUCUUGGCAAAGGUAAACGAGUUCGGAAACAAGUAAACUAUUCAACAACACAAGAAGAAGAGGAGGAAUGGAAUCAGACCAUGACCGAUAAUGACAGUGACUUUUCCAACAAGGAUGAAGAUGACGACGAAUAUGAUGAGCGUACAGGUGCAGCGGGUGGUGAUGUUCCUGUUAUGAGCCGUCGCACUCGACGUGAGCGUGAGGGGAAAAUGCCUCCACUUUUAUCGCGUGUUAACGGUCAGAUAGAAGUCCUUGGCUUUAAUGCUCGCCAGCGUCGUUCAUUUCUCAAUGCUAUCAUGCGGUAUGGACUGCCUCCAAGUGAUCAACCGUGGAUGGUUAGAGAUUUGCGAUGUAAAACUGAUCGUGUGUUUCGAGCCUACAUUUCCUUGUUUAUGCGUCAUCUUUGUGAACCAGAAACGGAUAAUUCCGAAAAUUUCAGUGAUGGUGUACCUCGUGAAGGUUUAUCCACUCAACAUGUUCUCAGUCGUAUUGGAAUAAUGGCACUUGUCCGAAAGAAGGUUCAAGAAUUCGAGAAGAUUAAUGGUCAUUGGAGCAUGCCAGAUUUAGCACCGAAACCUGUAAAUAACGAUCUGGAACUGCCGAAAACGGAAGAUCCCAUUGAAGUGUCUACUAAAAUUGAAGAUACGGAAAGUUGCUGUGUAACUACAGAAUUGAACGAUAAACAGUCAGUGCUCAGUGAUAGUGUUCUGCUUGGAAAAGAGAAAGCUCUUAACGCAAAAAUAAGCAACGCAGGAGAUGAAUCGUGCUUGGCAGAUGAUGCCUCCAAGGCAAGCGAUAAAACUGAUCCUAUGGAGAUCGAUGAAGUACGCGUAGCUGUUGGACAAAAUAAGGUGACAGAUGAUACGUCUACAAAUCCUAAGUCGGAGACGAACGUUGAUUUUACGAAUAUUCCAAAAGAUUGCAUAGAUGAAAAGGAGAGUGGUGAUGGGGAAAGCUUACAGAACAGCGAUGCUGGCGCUAAAGUCAGCCACCGUUUCAUGUUCAAUAUUGCGGAUGGGGGUUUUACCGAACUCCAUACUAUAUGGUUAAAUGAGCAGCGCGCUUUGGUAAAAGACCGAGAAGCAGAAAUUUGGCAUCGUCGACAUGAUUAUUGGCUUUUAGCUGGAGUAGUACAGCAUGGGUAUGGUAGGUGGCAGGAUAUACAUAAUGAUCCUCAUUUCGCUAUUGUGAAUGAACCAUUUAAAAAUGAAGCUCAGAAAGCGAAUUACUUAGAAAUUAAGAACCGCUUUUUGGCUCGUCGGUUCAAGCUGUUAGAACAAGCUCUGAUAAUUGAGGAGCAACUUCGUCGAGCAGCCCUACUGAAUAUUGCAGCAGACCAGUCUGAACACAUACAGAGUCUAAACAGACGAUUUACUGAGCUUGAGUGUUUGGCCACAGGACAGCUUCACUUGUUCAAUGAUGCCCUAGCUGGCAACAAGGCCUUAGUUCCAUUAUUACACAAAGUUUUGACCCUUAUGGAGGACAUCCUGGUCGAUAUGAAACAAGAUGUCGCACGACUUGUUAACUUACUGCCCCGACUGCCUCCGGUCACUCAACGUCUACAACUCAGUCAUACAGGUCUUCUAGGGAAGCUAACACAACAGCUCACUGCCAAUAAAAAUGUCCAACCGACAUCAGGUCAAAAGCAAAAUGAAGUUAAGGAUGAAGGUGUGAAUGUCGUGACACCUACUACAGAAAGCCAACAGCCUUCUUAGUAUUACGAUAAAGCUGUCCGUAAAAAACUUGUAUAUUCUUU